Messenger RNA from Desarmillaria tabescens, 1203 nucleotides. RefSeq lists its product as uncharacterized. Lineage: Eukaryota; Fungi; Basidiomycota; Agaricomycetes; Agaricales; Physalacriaceae. The record is from RefSeq and is a predicted model, not a curated record. The coding region runs from base 80 to 1066 and encodes 328 amino acids. The transcript is spliced from 11 exons.
UACCGCCUCCUGCUUUUCUACAGCCAUCUUCCCCUUUCAUACCUGCAAUUUUUCUUACUCUUUUCUUUUAUUGCCAUUCAUGAUGAAUUCUAGGCCACCCCCACCUCAAGGAGCCCCGCCAUCCUAUGCGUUUGUUACACGGGUGUAUCAACGGAAUCUUCGGCCUGUCGUGAUGUUAUGUGCUUUCCUCGGUGCCCUGUGGGCAUUGUUCUCUGCUAUCGGAAACUUUAGAAGCAUCUCAGUAGCAAAAGACCAAAAUUUUGGGAAACUGGUUACGUUUGGCAUUGUAAUAGGAGUUCUUCAUAUGGGAAUACUCGUAUGUGAGCUUUUUGGGAUGUUUGCGGCCUAUACCCAACGGCUCCCGCUCAUCAGAAUAUACGCCUACCUCUCUGUCUUAGCGACACUUAUUGUUUUUGCUGCUGGACUGGUCCAAGCUAUAAUUCACUUCUCUCUCAAGAAUGAUAUAAUCAACGAAUGUGCCAAUUUUUCUACCGGCCAGGAUGUCCUGUAUUACCCAUUUGGAUUCUGGGGUCCAGUAUCCCAUGAUACCCUUAACGCAAGUGAGGCGCGGGAAUGGUGCAAUGAUGCAUGGGACCACGACUCCUGGGCUGAUAUUGUCUCUCUUAUCAUCACUCUCAUCCUCGCGGGCAUGUUCACCGCCCUAGCGUUUGCUUAUCUCCGCCAAGCUUUAGACCCUACUAGUGUUGUUAAUGCCUUACGUGCUCCGUCCAACCAAGUGCGCGCAGGCUCCUUCCCUUCGCAUUACAACCCGCCAUACAAUGCUUCUGUACCGAACUUGGGUUACGGCUACAACAUGCCAUAUGCCGGAGGUCCUUUCCCUCAACAGCCAUACCAGACUGCCCCUGCAUACGCUCCGCCUCCAGGGCCUCCGCCCCACAUGGAUGACAGCAAGCCUCCUGGAUACAUCGGAGGUGAUGGUAAAGGAGCAUUUGCCGCCGAGAAGGAAGACAAUCCCUUCGCCGAUUUUGACGAUGGUCCUAGUAGAAGAGAAGCCGAGAGAGACGUGACGAGUGCGAACCCGUCGCAAACGAAUCCCUUUCGCUGAGAGGAGUAUAUACUCUUGAUAUCUGUGUGUAUUGAUUGGAUUUGUUCAAUAUGCUUGAUGUAAUAUAUGGCAAUGCGAUUAAUGCUUUGCUGGACAUUCUGUAAGAUAGUACAUUUAACCUGUAUCAAUGAAAUAAA